Molecule: messenger RNA, 411 nt
Organism: Cooperia oncophora
Lineage: Eukaryota; Metazoa; Nematoda; Chromadorea; Rhabditida; Trichostrongylidae
Source: the annotation of a GenBank genome assembly
AUGCUGAUGAUGAUGAUCGAGAAGUACGGCAGUUGUUGGUACGCAGCGGGUUAUGGAAACGCAAAGAUUCUCCUAGCAGCCAAUGUAAAAAUUUUCAAAUCUCAAGGCAAGGCGUUGGCCGAGUAUGCCAAGCCGACUACCAAGGUUCUCGUUGUGGGAAACCCGGCUAACACGAAUGCCUACAUCUGUGCGAAAUAUGCGGCUCCAAGGAUUCCUGCUCGCAACUUUUCCGCAAUGACUCGACUCCUCGACCACAAUCGCGCCACUGCUCAGGUUAGACAACAGAAGGAAUACUUUUUACAAUCUCGCUACAGAAACAUUCAAUCUUGUCGCUUGAAACGGCGUAGCUGGCGGUGUGUCAAGGACUCUGUCUGCAACGGCCCCAGCAGAUUUCACAAUCCUAUGUCUUAA